Miscanthus lutarioriparius is the source of this 2433-nucleotide messenger RNA. Lineage: Eukaryota; Viridiplantae; Streptophyta; Magnoliopsida; Poales; Poaceae. The record is from the annotation of a GenBank genome assembly.
AUGAGGCCCUCGCCGCCGCGGCGCCUCCCCCUGGCACCCUUCCUCCUGCUGCUCACGCUCCUCUCGCCGCCUCGAGCGGCGGCGGCGGCGGGCGGCCCAUCCGCGUGGGUGGCGCUCCGCGGGGCGGCGGGCAGCCGAAAGGCGUCUCCGGCGGAGCAGGAAGCGGCGGCCGCGGGGCUGCUCCGCCGGCUGCUCCCUUCCCACGCGGGCAGCUUCAGCUUCCGGAUCGACUCCAAGGGCGGCGUCUGCGGUCAAUCAAGCUGCUUCAGGAUAAGCAACGUUAUUGACGGCUCGGGCAAAGGUGGAGCGGAGAUUCUGAUCCAGGGAACCACAGGUGUUGAGCUUGCAUCUGGCCUACAUUGGUAUUUGAAAUACUGGUGUGGCGCACAUAUCUCCUGGGACAAGACUGGGGGUGCCCAGCUGGCAUCGAUUCCUUCUCCUGGAUCUCUGCCACGGGUGCAGGGCAAGGGAGUCAAGAUUGAGCGUCCUGUUCCAUGGAAUUACUAUCAGAAUGUCGUCACUUCUAGCUACUCCUAUGUGUGGUGGGACUGGAAAAGAUGGGAGAAAGAAAUUGACUGGAUGGCACUUCAAGGAAUUAACUUGCCUUUAGCAUUUACUGGACAGGAAUCUAUCUGGCAGAAGGUUUUUAAGAGUUUUAAUGUUACCGACAGAGAUUUAGAUGAUUUUUUCGGUGGACCAGCUUUCCUGGCUUGGGCUAGAAUGGGGAACUUGCAUGGCUGGGGUGGACCACUGUCACAAAACUGGUUGGAUCAACAAUUGGCAUUGCAGAAGAAAAUACUAUCCCGGAUGAUUGAGCUUGGGAUGGUCCCUGUUCUUCCAUCGUUCUCAGGAAAUGUUCCAGCUGUUUUCGCAAAAUUAUUUCCAUCAGCCAACAUUACCCGGCUUGGUGAUUGGAAUACAGUUGAUGCUAAUCCUAAGUGGUGCUGCACUUAUCUUCUUGAUCCUUCUGAUUCAUUGUUUAUAGAUGUGGGGCAGGCUUUUAUCAGGCAACAGAUAAAAGAGUACGGCGAUGUAACCAACAUCUAUAACUGUGACACAUUCAAUGAGAAUACCCCACCAACAGAUGAACCAGCAUAUAUUUCAUCACUUGGUUCUGCUAUCUAUGAAGCAAUGUCCCGAGGUAACAAGAAUGCAGUGUGGUUAAUGCAGGGUUGGUUAUUCUACUCAGAUGCUGCAUUCUGGAAGGAGCCACAAAUGAAAGCACUACUUCACUCUGUUCCAAUUGGUAAGAUGAUAGUUCUCGAUUUAUUUGCUGAUGUGAAGCCCAUUUGGAAAAUGUCCUCUCAGUUCUACGGCGUACCAUACAUCUGGUGCAUGUUACACAACUUUGGUGGGAACAUUGAAAUGUAUGGCAUACUUGAUUCAGUUUCAUCUGGCCCCAUUGAUGCCCGUACAAGUUACAAUUCAACAAUGAUUGGUGUUGGCAUGUGCAUGGAGGGAAUAGAGCACAAUCCAGUUGUUUAUGAACUUAUGUCUGAAAUGGCAUUUCAUAAUAAGAAUGUUGAGGUUGAGGAUUGGUUAAAAACAUACUCCUAUAGGAGAUAUGGUCAAGCAAAUGCUGAAAUAGAGAAAGCUUGGAGAUAUUUGUAUCAUACAAUAUACAAUUGCACUGAUGGAAUUGCGGAUCAUAAUAAAGACUAUAUAGUUGAAUUUCCAGACAUAAGUCCCAGCUCAGUUAGUUCUCAGCUUUCUAAACGAAGGGGUAUGUCAAUUAUGAGAAACCAUAGGAGGUUUUUCUUAAGUGAGGUGUCUGGAAGCCUACCACAUCCGCAUCUAUGGUAUUCUACGAAGGAGGCCAUCAAAGCCCUUGAACUAUUUCUUGAUGCAGGAAGCGUAUUUUCAAAAAGUCUCACAUAUAGGUAUGACCUUGUCGACCUAACUAGGCAGUGCCUAUCCAAACUAGCAAAUGAAGUGUAUCUUGAUGCUCUGAGUUCGUACCAAAAGAAAGAUUCAAAUGGCCUGAAUUCUCACACGAGGAAAUUUCUUGAGAUCAUCGUGGAUAUUGAUACACUACUAGCUGCUGAUGAUAACUUUCUGCUGGGCCCCUGGCUGGAAAGUGCAAAAAGCCUUGCUAUAACUGAAAAGGAACGCCAGCAGUACGAAUGGAACGCCAGAACACAGGUGACGAUGUGGUAUGACAACACAGAGACCGAGCAGAGUAAACUGCAUGACUACGCCAAUAAGUUUUGGAGCGGGCUGCUGAAGAGCUAUUACCUUCCAAGGGCAUCAAAAUACUUCGCCUACUUAACAAGGAGCCUGCAAGAGAACCAGAGCUUCCAGCUGGAGGAGUGGAGGAAGGAUUGGAUCUCAUAUUCCAACGAGUGGCAGUCCGGGAACGAGGUGUACGCCGUGAAGGCCACGGGUGAUGCUUUGGCCAUUGCCAGGUCACUGUACAGAAAAUACUUGAGGUGA